AUGUUCCAAUGGCGUUGCGCCACAGCUCAGCAGGUUUAUGACAAAGCAGAAGAAAUUGCCAACCAUAUUGAAUCCACACGCUUGUCUAAUCCAUCUGCUUCCACCCCCACUACUUGCGUAUCUUCCAGCACUGCCCCCAAUUCCAAUCCCACCCCCACUUGUACACGCCUCAAUGUGGGAGAUAACGUCUACAUGAUUGACCCCACCACUCGUUGCGCCAAGAAAGGCGCUAUCACAUCUAUUGUGGAAUGGAGAAUCCAAAGACACUAUGAUUCCAUUCCCUUCCUUGAAAAAGACAAGCGCCCUGCCGCAGCCGCCCCUGUUAAACCCAUCCUUGCCCCCACCCCUGUCCUGGCCUUGAAUGCUAAAGGCCCAGGCCCUAUGGAUCUUGACGGAAGGGGACAUUUUGCGCGCAGUUGCCCAUCUAAGCCCAUGUCUGGACAUGUGGCUAACGUCGAAUGGUCUUGGGAAAGGCCUAAAGAAGAAAAUGGGAUUGAAGUUGUUUCUGAGGAUGAAGAGUCGGGAAAAGGAAAAGCCAAGGCCAACUAA
Messenger RNA from Rhizoctonia solani, 549 nucleotides. RefSeq lists its product as uncharacterized. The transcript has 3 exons. Lineage: Eukaryota; Fungi; Basidiomycota; Agaricomycetes; Cantharellales; Ceratobasidiaceae. The record is from RefSeq and is a predicted model, not a curated record. The coding region runs from base 1 to 549 and encodes 182 amino acids.